Messenger RNA from Poecile atricapillus (Black-capped chickadee), 1154 nucleotides. RefSeq names its product erythroferrone (gene ERFE). NCBI's taxonomy places the organism in Eukaryota, Metazoa, Chordata, Aves, Passeriformes, Paridae. The transcript is spliced from 6 exons. Gene Ontology annotation, biological process: positive regulation of D-glucose import across plasma membrane; negative regulation of gluconeogenesis; positive regulation of insulin receptor signaling pathway. The record is from RefSeq and is a predicted model, not a curated record. Gene Ontology annotation, molecular function: hormone activity. The coding region runs from base 1 to 963 and encodes 320 amino acids.
AUGCGGCUGCCGGAGCUGUGCCUGGCGCUCCUCUGCGCCGCCGGCACGGGCACCGAGCCCCCGCCAGCAGCCCGGGAGCGGCCGCUGGCCCCGGGAGCAGCCGCGGGCCGUGCGGGGCCCGGAGCUGCCCCCGUGGAUCCCCGGCAGGCGUGGAUGCUGCUGGCCGGGAGCCCCGGGCCGGGGAGCGGCGGGCGGGGCCGCGGCCGGAGCGCGGCUCGCACGGCCCCAGCGGGCGCCGGCUCUCCGGGAAAACCAACCCCGGCUGCCCCGGCCUCCCCCAGGAUGGCGGAGGAGCUGCUGAGGGAGCUGCAGCUCCUGCUCAGAGGACAAGGGAAAGCGGGGCUGGGCAGCAGAGCUGGGGAAAGUGAAGGUUCCCUUCCUAAGGUCACACUCCGGUGGGGUUUGGGGUCAGGCAUGGCAAAGCUGUGCAGGACAGCUGGGGAAGGGCGUAAGGAGGAGGAAAGCAGCAAAGGCAACCUCCGGGCCGGAGUCCAGCACCGUGUGGAAGCAGCCUUCCAUUGCCAAACGCGUGAAGACAUCACUGUGGGGCACAAGAUGUGGCAGGAGCUGGGGUUGUUCUACAUUUUAAAGAGGGAGAGGAUGUUCCACCGUGGCCCGGGGCUGAACCUGACCAGCGGGCAGUACACGGCCCCGAUUGCAGGGUACUACGCCUUCACCAGCACGCUGCACAUUGCACACAGGGAGCCGCAGAGGAAGGGCCAGGGAUGCCGAGGGAGCCGCCUGCGGGUGCUGAUCUGUGUGCAGUCCCGCUGCCAGCACAACAGCAAUCUGGAGACCGUAUCUCAGCUGGGGAACAGCGGGGACCUUUUCACCAUCUCUGUCAUGGGCACCCUUUACCUGCAGGCUGGGCAGUAUGCCUCUGUUUUCGUGGACAACUCGGCAGGCUUUCCCCUCACAGUCCAAAGUGGCUCCGAUUUCAGUGCUGUUCUGCUGGGAGUGUGAAGAGGCACCACGCUGAACCUUUGCCAGCCACUAUCGUGUCUCCCCUGCUCAGCACCAAGUCUGAGGAAGAACAUUUGCUCCUGCAGGAAGCUGCAGUCUGGUCUGAUACUGCUUGUGCUGCAGAACCAGCCAAAGAUGGACAAAAGACCAUGAAGAAGAUGAUGAUGAUGAUAAUAAUAAAGCAGCCUGAC